Penicillium angulare is the source of this 1047-nucleotide messenger RNA. RefSeq lists its product as uncharacterized. The transcript is spliced from 3 exons. The record is from RefSeq and is a predicted model, not a curated record. Lineage: Eukaryota; Fungi; Ascomycota; Eurotiomycetes; Eurotiales; Aspergillaceae. Bases 1 to 1047 code for a protein of 348 amino acids.
AUGAAGCCAAACGAUAACAAUAAACGAGUCACCAGAGUUUCCCCCGGCCAGGUUGCCUUAUUACAGGAAGCUCUACGCGGAAAUGGAGAGACAGGACAGUCAGCACCCGAGUCCAAGUUAACACCAGGGCCUCUUCAGCCCACUAAGCGCCCAAAUAAGAGUCCCGCCAGGCCCUCGAUUUUAGAGGCCCGUAAUAAUGUCUAUCAAAGCUUGACACGCCUCCCAGCUCCUCAGGAACAAAGUAAGUGGGACAAUGACACCAGCCUCCCCAUGGUUGAACGACAUGAGUCUCCAUGGGAAACUUUUGAGAAAGGCUACGAAUGUGAUCUAGCCGGCACUGUUGCUGUAUGCAUUCCGCUCAAAGGAGAGCGUGCAGUACGUGCAAUCCGUCAGUUCUCGGCCAUAGAGGCCGAUAGUGUCUUACAAAUUGUUCGUUCCAUGAACCAUGAUAAUGUGGCCGUCAUUCAGGCAUGUUAUCGCACUGCAGAUGCUUUGUAUACUCUUAGCGAAUUUGAUCCACUCACAUUGGAUCAUAUCGUGGCUUGCAAGCAAUACCCCAAACCGAAUCAGUUGGCUUCCUUGAUGGCUCAGUUACUCGACGGGCUGGCGUACCUGGUCGCUCAAGGCUUUCGUCAUACAUCCCUGAAUUGUUCCAGUGUUCUUGUGGGGCUCAAUGGGGAGCUCAAAAUCGCACGCCUUGAAUGUUGUGUCGCCCGCCAAGCAGAUAAAUUAGAACACAUGGAUCUGGCUCCUGUUUCAAGGAUAAUGAUGGAGCUGAUGCAGAAAUACAUCAAGGCCGAUGGGGCUGUUGGUAUUGACAAUCCUGAGCGCUGGAAAGCUUGCCCUGCUGCCAUCGACUUCCUCUCAGCGACCACCUCGGCCAGCUCAUUUAAGGAAUUGAAGAAAGUGAGUAGCCUCCAGGUCGAAUUUAAAACGUUUCUCACCGUGUUCCAGCAGCGUUUCUUGACGGAAAUCCGAUCGUGCCCUGGAGACCUAGUGUGUCUUAUUUGGUUCGCCCUUAUCUCCGCUCGUACAUUCUACUCGUAG